Messenger RNA from Heterobasidion irregulare TC 32-1, 2324 nucleotides. RefSeq lists its product as uncharacterized. The record is from RefSeq and is a predicted model, not a curated record. NCBI's taxonomy places the organism in Eukaryota, Fungi, Basidiomycota, Agaricomycetes, Russulales, Bondarzewiaceae. The transcript has 5 exons. Gene Ontology annotation, biological process: protein stabilization; protein folding. Gene Ontology annotation, molecular function: heat shock protein binding; protein-folding chaperone binding; protein kinase binding. Gene Ontology annotation, cellular component: cytoplasm. Bases 33 to 1553 code for a protein of 506 amino acids.
ACCACUCUUCCCCAAUAGUAUCCUGAUCAACCAUGCCUUUGAACUAUUCCAAGUGGGAUCAGCUCGAGCUCUCCGACGACUCUGACAUCGAGGGCCACCCCAAUGUCGACAAACGUUCUCUGAUCCGAUGGAAGCAGCGCGACAUUCACGAGAAGCGCGACCAGCGCAACGCGCGGAUCGCCUACCUCGAAGCCGAGAUCGCAUGCGACGACGUCCUGCUCGCGCGGCUCCGCGCGCUCAGCGUCGAGCUCGCGCAGGGCGGCGGCGCGCCGCGCUUCUCCGCAGAGGUCGAGCGCCUACGCACGAACCCGUCGCCCGAGGCGCCCAAGUCGAACGCGCCGAAGCCCGUCUCGUACGACGCCAUGAUCCUGAAUCUCCUCGAGCAGGUCGCCGCGCAGGCCAGGGAGAAGGCCGCGGGCGAUCAGGAGAAGCUCGGCCGGCUUUUGGAGGACGGCGUGGGCGGUCAUGUGCAGAAGCUCGGGGAGGAGAUCGCGAAGCUGAAAAAGGAGCUGGACGAGCUAUACAAGGAGAAGACGAAGCAUAUCACGACGGAGGACAUCCAUGAAGGUUUUGACUCGAAGUACGUUCCAGCUGCCCCUGCUCCCGAGCCCGUAGUCAAGUCCAAGGCCACGACCAAAACACAAACCAAAACCAACAUCGAAGUUCUGAACCCUGCAGCGUCCUCCUCUCCACCCAUCCCAUCCACGACCACACCAGACACCGACGAGCUUGACGAGCCUGACGACGAGCUGCCGGAGAUGACGCCCGCGCUCGAGGCGUUCGCGCAACUCCCACUGUGGGACUUUGAGGCGUCGUGGGCGUUUAUCCAGGGCCACCGCGAGGUGGUCGUGAAUGGCGCGUCUGACGCGCUCCUUCUCGCGGCAUUCAGAAACCAGACCGACGGCAAGACAAAGCUCGCGAAGCAGUGCGUGCACCAGAGCUUGUUGCUGCAAUACGGCGACAAGCUCGGCACGGAUGGGCUCCGCCUAUUCUUCCAACGGAUGAUUCAAGGAGGACAGGCCGCGCACGCGAUCUUCCGAAAGGACGUCGAGGACACGUAUGCGCACAUCCAGCGGCGCGUCGAGGCGACCCGCGCGGAGGAGGACACGACAGGCGCCGAGCAGAUCCAGCUCGUUGCGGAGAAUCCAGAGACGUCGAUCUCGUUCAAUGUACCGGACGGGCCGCCGCCGGAGAACAUCACGCUCGAGGGCCCCGGGACGGAGGGCAUGGAUAUCGAAGACGUGCGGCGCGCGCUGCAGAUGCGCUGGGACCUGUUCAGCGCGCUGUCCCCCGACCUCCAGGAAGCGCUCAAGGGCGGCGAGCUCGAGGGAGUGAAUCGCGUGCUUGGGAAGAUGCCCGUGCCGGAGGCCGAGGAGGCGGUGAAGAUGAUGGAUAUGGGAGGCAUCUUGAAUUUUGCGGAAGAGGGGAUCAGAGACUUGACGGGGAAUGCGCAGGAAGAGGAGGAUGAGGAUGAGGAUGAGGAUGAGGAUGAAGCAAAUUACGAUGAUCCGAGUGAAGGGGAUGUCAAGGGAAAAGGAAAAGCGCGAGCGUAGAUUUGAUGGAGUGGGUUGAGCAGUCUUCCUUAUUAAAUGCCUCUUAUAUCCCCCCCUUUGUAUCAUGACUUGAAUGCCUUGCAAUUUGUAUCGUUGCCUGUUCUACUACUGCGUCGAAUCAAUGAACCUAAAUUCUCUGUAUGAAUAGGGCUUGUUUGCUCGCCGCACAGCGUCCUUCCACCAUGCAAGAGCCUCUCGACGUCGCGUCCCAUAAGGUAUCAUUUGACGUAUGCAUCGAACCAAACCUUUUGUUGACGAGGGAAUCCUAGAGGCGAAACUCGAAGCAGCCCUUGUAUAGUACGCAAUUCAACACCUAUGUCACCACCCACGCUAGCCCACAAUCAGUGCGCCGGCUCGACGUGGCCCUCAUGCUUCUCCCCCUUGUGCUCCACAUCGACGUCCCCAAUAUCCGACCCAUCGUCUCCCAUCCUGCUGAACACAAAAUCAGACGCCAGCCGCGCGCUGUAUUCCCUUCUGAGCCGCUCGUCCCCGAUCCCUGCAACGUCCUCGCGCACGCUCUGCAGAGUGCUCAAGAUCUCGCCCAGGUCGAACCCGGCCCCGAGGCGUGGGACGUCGCGUGGGAGGUGUAUUUCCGGCACCGAGGGCCUCGAGGCGGGAUCGAACGAGGCAGGGAAGUCGAAUGACGGGGGAUUAUGACUGUCAUCGCUUGGGAAAUCCUGCGAGCGGCUUUCAGUAAAGUCUGAAAGGGCAUCGUACCCUUCGGUGUCAGUGUCCGCGAAGGUGGCCAUGGUAGACAACGCGUCGUCGUCC